UUGUGGUCCGAGAGCAGCAGGUGUCUUCGGCCGGCCGCUCUUCUGCUGGAACAUGUGUGUCUGCGUCUGACGGCGAGGGUGUGUGUGUGUGUGUGUGAGACUGUGUUUUGUUCCUCAGACGUCUGAUUCAUGGCGUGUCUGCUGCGCUGCGUGACAUGCUGCUCUCUUCAGCGGCCGGGGAGAAGACUCUUCCAGACCUUCCCCGUUCUGUUCGAUCAGCAGGCUCAUAAAGGUGUGAGAUAUAAAGAUGUGCUGGUGGGCGUUCCUAAGGAGAUCUAUCAGAACGAGCGGCGGGUGGCCGUGUCGCCCGCGGGCGUGGAGAUGCUGGUCAAGCAGGGCUUCAGGGUGCAGGUGGAGUCCGGCGCCGGACGCGAGGCCAAGUUCUCUGAUGAUCAGUACCGAGCCGCCGGAGCCCAGAUCACCGACACCAAGGGAGCCUUUGGAUCAGAUCUGGUCCUGAAGGUCCGAGGGCCGGUGUUGAACGAGGGUCUGAGGAUACACGAGGCUGACCUCCUGAAGCCCGGAUCCACGCUGGUCAGCUUCAUCUACCCGGCGCAGAACCCCGAGCUGAUGGACAGACUGAGCAGACAGCAGUGUACGGUGCUGGCCAUGGACCAGGUGCCCCGGGUCACCAUCGCACAGGGAUACGACGCCCUCAGCUCCAUGGCCAACAUCGCAGGGUAUAAGGCAGUGGUUCUUGCAGCUAAUCACUUCGGGAGGUUCUUCACGGGACAGAUCACCGCGGCAGGAAAAGUUCCUCCGGCGAAGGUGCUGGUUAUUGGUGGUGGUGUGGCGGGUCUGGCUGCGGCUGGAGCGGCUAAAUCAAUGGGUGCCAUCGUCAGAGGAUUCGACACCAGACCGGCGGCGCUGGAGCAGUUCAAGUCGUUCGGAGCUGAGCCGCUGGAGAUAAACAUCGCUGAGUCGGGUGAAGGAGUCGGAGGAUACGCUAAAGAGAUGUCUAAAGAGUUCCUGGAGGCCGAGAUGAGUCUGUUCUCCAAACAGUGCAAGGACGUGGACAUCGUCAUCAGCACGGCUCUGAUUCCUGGGAAGCGUGCUCCGCUGCUGAUCAAGCGUGAGAUGGUGGAGAGUAUGCGGGACGGCUCUGUGGUGGUGGACCUGGCGGCGGAGGCGGGAGGGAACAUCGAGACCACCAGACCCGGAGAAGUGUACGUCCAUCAGGGCGUGACACACAUCGGCUUCACGGAUCUGCCCAGCCGUAUGCCCACCCAGGCCAGCUCGCUCUACUCCAACAACAUCCUCAAGCUGCUGAAGGCCAUCAGCCCCGACAAAGAGUUCUUCCACUUCCAGCCCUGCGACGACUUCGACUACGGGACGCUGGAUCACGUGAUCCGAGGGACGAUGGUGAUGAAGGAAGGUAAGAAUAUUUUCCCCGCGCCGCUGCCGAAAACCACUCCGCCGCCGGCUCCCGCUAAACACAAGACCGUCGCUGAGCUGGAGGCUGAGAAACAGGCCGAAAUCUCUCCUUUCAGACGCACCAUGACAUCAGCGGGAGUCUACACCGCAGGUCUCUCGACCGUGCUGGGUUUGGGUAUCGCCUCUCCUAACGCUGCCUUCACUCAGAUGGUGACGACCUUUGGCCUCGCAGGAAUUGUGGGAUAUCACACGGUGUGGGGCGUGACCCCGGCGCUGCACUCGCCGCUGAUGUCAGUGACCAACGCCAUCUCAGGUCUGACGGCGGUGGGGGGGCUGGUGCUGAUGGGUGGAGGUCUCACACCUUCAUCUGUCCCUGAAUCUCUGGCGCUGCUCGCUGCGUUUGUGUCCUCCAUCAACAUCGCAGGUGGGUUUCUGAUCACGCAGAGGAUGCUGGACAUGUUUAAGAGGCCCACAGAUCCUCCGGAGCACAACUAUCUCUACUCUCUGCCCGGCCUGGCGUUUGUGGGCGGAUACGGGGCGUCUGUGGCCGGAGGAUACAGCAUCGAGCAGAUGAUGUACCUGGGCUCCGGUGUGUGUUGUGUGGGGGCUCUGGCCGGUCUCUCCGCUCAAGGCACCAGUCGUCUGGGGAAUGCUCUGGGGAUGAUCGGGGUGGCUGGAGGAAUCGCUGCUACUCUGGGCGCUCUGAAGCCCUCUCCUGAGCUCCUGUCACAGAUGUCUCUGGCCAUGGCCACCGGAGGAACUCUGGGUCUGACCAUCGCCAAGCGCAUCGAGAUCUCGGACCUGCCUCAGCUGGUGGCUGCGUUCCACAGUCUGGUGGGUCUGGCUGCGGUUCUGACCUGCGUCGCCGAGUUCAUGAUCGAGCAGCCGCACCUGGACACUCACCCGGCCGCCGGCGUGCUGAAGAUCGUGGCCUAUCUGGGCACCUACAUCGGAGGAGUGACCUUCAGCGGCUCUCUGGUCGCCUACGGAAAGUUACAAGGUUUAUUGGACUCGGCUCCUCUGCUGCUGCCAGGUCGUCACAUGUUAAACGCGGGUCUGAUGGCAGCGUCGGUGCUCGGGAUGGUGCCCUUUAUGAUGAGUGACAGCUUUAACACAGGCAUGGGCUGCUUGCUAGGCGUCUCCGGCCUCUCCACCGUCAUGGGUGUGACGCUCACCGCCGCCAUCGGAGGAGCUGAUAUGCCGGUGGUGAUCACGGUGUUGAACAGUUACUCCGGAUGGGCGCUGUGUGCCGAGGGAUUCCUGCUGGACAAUAACCUGAUGACCAUCGUGGGCGCUCUGAUCGGCUCGUCCGGUGCCAUCCUGUCCUACAUCAUGUGUGUGGCCAUGAACCGCUCGCUGCCCAACGUCAUCCUGGGAGGAUACGGAACCUCGUCCACCGCCGGCGGGAAGCCCAUGGAGAUCACCGGCACACACACCGAGGUCAACGUGGAGCAGUCCAUCGAGAUGAUCAGAGAGGCCAACAGCAUCAUCAUAACACCUGGCUGGGGUCUGUGUGCGGCCAAGGCUCAGUAUCCCAUCGCUGACAUGGUGAAGAUGUUGAGAGAACAGGGCAAGACUGUGAGGUUCGGGAUUCACCCGGUGGCGGGCCGCAUGCCCGGUCAGCUCAACGUUCUUCUGGCCGAGGCCGGCGUCCCGUACGACGUGGUUCUGGAGAUGGACGAGAUCAACGAAGACUUCCCAGAGACCGACCUGGCGCUCGUGAUCGGAGCCAACGACACGGUCAACUCGGCCGCUCAGGAGGACCCCAACUCCAUCAUCGCCGGGAUGCCCGUGCUGGAGGUCUGGAAGUCCAAACAGGUGAUCGUGAUGAAGCGUACUCUGGGUGUGGGAUACGCGGCGGUGGACAAUCCCAUCUUCUAUAAGCCCAACACGGCCAUGCUGCUGGGAGACGCCAAGAAGACCUGCGACAGCUUACAGGCCAAGAUCAGAGAGGCCUAUUAUUAACACACAGCUUUAUUACACACUGAAGUGCCUUAAAAACAAGAUGCCAAUCAGUGAAUGCAUGCGGCUUUUCACUUGUAAAUAAAAGUAUCUCACUGAGA
Molecule: messenger RNA, 3437 nt
Organism: Puntigrus tetrazona (Sumatra barb)
Lineage: Eukaryota; Metazoa; Chordata; Actinopteri; Cypriniformes; Cyprinidae
Product: NAD(P) transhydrogenase, mitochondrial-like
Exons: 20
Coding region: 130-3339 (1069 amino acids)
Biological process (GO): proton transmembrane transport; NADPH regeneration
Cellular component (GO): mitochondrial inner membrane
Molecular function (GO): NADP binding; NAD binding
Source: RefSeq, a predicted model, not a curated record